AUAUAUCUACUGAGAAGACAGAAGACUUACUUUCAUCAUCUGAAUCAAAUCCAAAGAGUGUCUGACAUUUCUUUUGUGCAAGAUGAGCCUCAAGUGCUUCUGCAUUACAGAAAGGCAUGACUUCCCGGCACCGCAGGGAAAGUCGGGUGCAAGCCCAGAGACUCUUCCCCCACCACCACUUGUUGAAAAACUGAUUUGAAGGCAUCGCCGGGUGUGAGCCGACGGAACGCGCCAGGGUUUGAUGCGUCUCUGGUUUUGCACGGAGACCCUUCUCUGCUGAGUAUCAGGACAAAAAAACUGGAAACAAACCCGAACCUUAUUCGAGGUCAGAAUGGAGCGAUUUGUAGUAACAGCACCACCUGCUCGAAACCGUUCUAAGACUGCUUUGUAUGUGACUCCCCUGGAUCGAGUCACUGAGUUUGGAGGUGAGCUGCAUGAAGAUGGAGGAAAACUCUUCUGCACUUCUUGCAAUGUGGUUCUGAAUCAUGUUCGCAAGUCUGCCAUUAGUGACCACCUCAAGUCAAAGACUCACACCAAGAGGAAGGCAGAAUUUGAAGAGCAGAACGUGAGAAAGAAGCAGAGGCCCCUCACUGCGUCUCUUCAAUGCAACAGUACUGCGCAGACAGAGAAAGUCAGUGUUAUCCAGGACUUUGUGAAAAUGUGCCUGGAAGCCAACAUCCCACUUGAGAAGGCGGAUCACCCGGCAGUCCGUGCUUUCCUGUCUCGCCAUGUGAAGAAUGGAGGCUCCAUACCUAAGUCAGACCAGCUACGGAGAGCAUAUCUGCCUGAUGGCUAUGAGAAUGAGAAUCAGCUCCUCAACUCACAAGAUUGUUGACAAGGAGGUUUCCACCAUUGUGAUCAAGAUAAAUAAUGUGGAGUAUUAAAGUUAUGUGUUGAUUGUGUGGUUCAUUUUUAUAUUUAUUUCAUUUAAAAUCAUGUGAUGCAGAAUAGUUUUGCGAUGUGUAUAUAGUUGCAGGCAAGAAGAAAACCUCACUGCAAAACUUAUUGAUAAUUUUAGUCACCAAUGGUAUAAAGCAAAACUUAGGUUUAGAGUGUGCUAGGAUACCUGAAAUCUGAUGGUUAUCUUUAAAAUUGAUGGUUUUUCUCCUGAAAAUGUUUGUGCAUGGAAGAACUGCCCUGCUUUUUUACCCUGUUGCCAUGUAUGAUUAUUCCUUGUGAGAUUACUUAAUUACUCGGAUUGAAGACUAGCCUAGGAAAUUGAAGCUGCUGCCAGGCAACACCACUCACAGUUACUGAAAGGAACUAAUUCUUCAGAGGACCCUCUUCAAAAUGGAAGGGGUGGUGGGAAAACUGUUCCUCUGUGAUCAGAUCCCUAGCAGAAAUGAGUCUUUCAAACUAUGUUUUACUUGUAUAUGAUGUAGUUACCUUAAUUAGCCUUCAGUUCCAUGCUUUUUUUUUAACCACUUUUUAAAGGCUUACUGUUGUAUUUAGUAGCAGCUUCAAGUGACCAAAAGACUAAAAUCUUUCUUUCAGUGUCAGUGCCAAAAGCCAUGGGGAAUUUUGCAGUGACAAGAUUUUAGUCUCUUACUAUGAAUACAGAUUUUUUAACCAUACCUUUUACUUUAAGCACCAUCUUGAAUUUGCAAACCUUUUUUUUUUUUUUGAUGUCUUGGUGUUAAAAGACUUCAAGAUUGGCAUUUUUAUUUAAACAGGUAGAUAUUUUAUGGUUGAGUUUUCUCUUUUUACAGAGAAUUAGUAAUGACUUUUUGGCAGACAGAUCAGAUAAGGAAAUUACUUUCUAUACGUUAAUUUUUCCAUAUGAUUUUAUAAGAGUUAUUUAGGUAAAUAGACUAGACUAGAAGCAAGUUUACUUUAACUUUCAUCUGCUUUGCCUCUGGUGGUACAAGGUUUUUAAACAUGGAUGGUAAAUACUUGUCUAGAAAUUCUGGCAAGAUUUUUAUAGUGGAGAUCUGGCAGUAUCCUGCAUAACUGUUUGGGUGAGGAAAUAAUCAGUUCUGUUAAAGGUCAACCAUGUUCAGGAAAUGAUCUCUGUCUGAACCUCACUGUCCUGUAAGGUUAUCGAAGUAGCUUAGCCCAGCUAAGUCCUCUCUAUCAGAGACCCCAAUUAUAUUUUUAAAAAAUUUAACAGCUGGAAACUUGGACUAGAGCUUUAAUUUUUAAAAAAAAAAAAAUCUUAAAUUCUUUGAAAUUCAAAAUAAAAGUAUUUUUAAGAUAUAUCUAUUACAAAGCACUGACAAAUGAUGCCCUAUGUGACUUGGAGUUAUCUUUAACUUUUUUUUUAAUACCACAAAUCUUCAUUUAAAAAAGAAAGCCAAAGUGAAAAAAAAAUUCAGAUUUUGUAUUUUUCAGAAACAACUUUCCAUGUCUUAAGUUUUUCAUGCAGUCUUAAGUUUCUAAUUCAGGUUGUCAAACAGGCCAUCUAAUUUUAGGGUUUGUUUUGUUUUCAUUUAAGAAAUAAGCCUGCCACCAAAAAAAAAAAAUCACUUGUCAAAAUGUGAACUCUGUUUUUCUCAUGUUCUGUUAAAGUGGCACAGUGUAUGCCUAGAGGAGUCCUCGCACUGAUGAAGCCUGUGUGUGAGGAGACCAACAGCAAAACCCAGGAUGUGUUUUGCCUUUACUUCCUCUAAAAGAAUUUGCAGGCAAACAUGUUUAAUUUGGAUUAUCUAGGAGGGUGAAAGAUCUAUGAGGCUAGGAAGACAAUUGGGGAGUAUAGCACUAUUUUCAGAAUGCAAAAAGAAUCACAAAUCAUUCUUGUUUUGGGAGUUUGAUGUGAUUCGGACUGCUCUCUAUUUGAGUAUCAGUUUGCACCAACAGCAAAAUAUAAUGGCAGAACAGCUUUGAGUAGUCUUAAGCGGUGAACUGGAUGAUGUGUUAGAAAAGCAUCAGUCAUUUAAGUUUCCAGUAAUUACUGAUUUGAUAAUCACUUAGGUCCCAUAUAUCUCAAUGUUUUCUCAGGCUCCUAUCUUCCCACUUUCACUAUGUCUAAGGGCAUAAUCCAUUCUUCUAUAUCUUAUCAUGUCCUUGGACGCAUUUUUCCAUCCUGUUGUGGGGAUUUAGUAUUAAUGUUUCUUUACUGAUUAUGAAACUUUCGUUCCCUGAAACUGGUUAACUUUGUCUCAUGAUUAAGUAAAUAAGGCAGAAUGAUUGUUUUAGCCUGCUCAAACUGGUAUAAAUUCCUGAAACCAUGUUUGGCUAUGUUAGAUAACAAAGGAGGAUGUCCAAGAGGCAUAUGCUGCUUUGGAGGUGUAAUGAACGUGUGUACAGAAGCUUUCAAUCUUAACUAUAAUAGUGUUAGUGUGAUGCUAUACUAUUGGAAAAUAGCAACUUUUCUAUUUUAUAAGUUGUAUGCAUAAACAUAAGAUUUGUAAUGUUUCAUUUAUAAACUGCCUUCUUCGACACGUGUUAAUAGUGUUUUCUCAAAGUAUGGUAGUAUGUCUUCCAGAAUUUCACAAUAUGCUUACAGUAAAUAGUUCCUAGCUUGUUGAAUUGUUAAAUUCCUGUUGGCUUUCUUUUGAUUCUUCGGGGCACGUAACAAGCCUGAAGGACAUUGUAAUCAUUUCUUACAGGGUGAAAAUUUAGAAAGAUUGUAUGAGAGCCUAUAUAGUUUUAUCCAUUGUCAUCUUUGAUUGAGACUUUUUUUUUAAGUAAAUAAAUACGACUUCUACUUAAUGCAUUUGGCUCUACCGAAUUUUCAGGGACCAGAAAACUUUAAAGUUCUGCGUCUUACAAUUGCAACCAGUUAAGUAUCAGCUUGGGAUUGUUCUGAAAGUAUUAAUUGCUCAAAAACUAGUAUGAGUACAGUUGGCAAAAUCUCCAAGCCCAAAGUCCCAUGUUAAAAUUUUUGCCUGAAAGAAUUUGCAUGUGAAUGUUAAUGGAAACCACAUAUAAACAAAAUUAAAUUUAAGGUGGCCCAAAACAAAAGCCAACAAUUCAUCGUUUAGUGCUUAGUGUUUGUAAGGGCUCUCUGUGGUUUGACUUGCCCCAACUGCCAUUAAAUGAGGACAGAUCACCUUAAGACAUGUUACUUUAAUACAUAACAUGGAAGAUCGGUUCUGUAAUUUCACUGAAAAUCUUAGCCUAAAGAAAAUUGCUUUAGCCUCUGGUCAGCACUGAUUAAAAUGUGAAUAGUGAAGUGGCUAUCCUAAACCUUGGUUGAUCUCAACCCAUACUAUCAUAGAUUUCUGAGAUAAAUGCAAUUUUUAUCUAGUGAUAUUCUACUUGUAUCCUGAAUACUGUAUUAAUUAAAGUUUUACUAUGUUCAUUUUUUGUAAUCCGUGCUUAUUUUUUUGCUCACGCAUGUAUCCUUAGUACAAAUGUGUCGCUUUAAAAGUUUUGUCUCUGUGACUUUUAGAAAUAAAUUUCAGAAAAAUGGUUUCAAAAGUUUUUGAAGAACAUUUUAUUGUUGUGUGAAUCAAUGACAGAUGUAUUUCCUAAUUCCAAAA
Molecule: messenger RNA, 4424 nt
Organism: Carlito syrichta (Philippine tarsier)
Lineage: Eukaryota; Metazoa; Chordata; Mammalia; Primates; Tarsiidae
Gene: CGGBP1
Product: CGG triplet repeat binding protein 1
Exons: 3
Coding region: 332-835 (167 amino acids)
Biological process (GO): regulation of transcription by RNA polymerase II
Cellular component (GO): nucleus
Molecular function (GO): double-stranded DNA binding
Source: RefSeq, a predicted model, not a curated record